Messenger RNA from Bacillus rossius redtenbacheri, 963 nucleotides. RefSeq lists its product as uncharacterized. The coding region runs from base 1 to 600 and encodes 199 amino acids. NCBI's taxonomy places the organism in Eukaryota, Metazoa, Arthropoda, Insecta, Phasmatodea, Bacillidae. The transcript is spliced from 4 exons. The record is from RefSeq and is a predicted model, not a curated record.
AUGGGUGGCAGAGCGACGGUAGCGCUGGUGGCGCUGGUGUUGUGCGCUACGCUCGCGGCCGGCGCCCAGGACGACGACUACGACGACUACGGCCUCACGUCGCUCAUGAAGAAGGUCAGCGGCCACAAGAACCACCACCACCACGUGGGGCACCAGGACCACUUCUGGCACUACCUGGCGCUGCUCACCAUCAAGGCCAAGGUGGUGUUCGUGGCGGUGCUAGUGGCGCUGGGAGCCUGGGUAUUCUUCUACUACGGCCACCCCAAGUGCUCCUGCCCCGCGCUGCCACCACCGCCGCACCACUAUCCGCACGACUUCCCGGACCGCAAGGGCCGCUCCCUCGAGCAGGAGGUGCGCCUUGCCGCGCGCGUCGCCGACGGCAUCGGCUCCAGCUACACGGAGAACCAGGCGAGCGACGCCGGGAACGGUUCGUGCAAGAGAAGGCUGCUGUGCGAACUCAAGCAACUGAACGCCAGUCAGCCGGCGCUCAGCUACGCCACCAGGCUGUUCAGGCUGGAGACGCGAAACAUUGGCCUUCACGACUUCGCUAAAGAUGAAGUAAAACGCUGCGAUCUAUUGUACCCGGACUGUGUCUGGUAGUUUUGGUCUUUGUUUUGUUAUUUAAGUAAUUAUCCUUCAGUUUGCUUGUUAAAUUUGUUAUUUUUCCCAAACAGAUGUUAUUUAUAUUUUUAAUUAAAUUAUUUUAUGUAAAUUUAAAAAUAUUAAAAAACAUUAUAUGUGUUAUACGUGAAAAUUAACAAAUACUUACAACUUUUGUACGAGAAAAUAAAUUCCUAAAAAUGCCAUCGAAAGACCAAGGAAAUGUUAGUAGGUCUAUAUUAAUAAUUUUGUCAUUAAUAUCGAAGUUUGUCACCGGUCUUGGAUAUGCAGAAAGAACUAUGCAGAUACCAAAAGAGACACAUAUACCAUAUACGAUAUGUAUUGACCCAUGGAAUAAAAUAU